This is a messenger RNA of Arvicola amphibius (Eurasian water vole), 1468 nucleotides long. RefSeq names its product tRNA selenocysteine 1 associated protein 1 (gene Trnau1ap). The transcript has 9 exons. Gene Ontology annotation, cellular component: nucleus. Gene Ontology annotation, molecular function: tRNA binding. The record is from RefSeq and is a predicted model, not a curated record. Bases 129 to 992 code for a protein of 287 amino acids. Gene Ontology annotation, biological process: selenocysteine incorporation. Lineage: Eukaryota; Metazoa; Chordata; Mammalia; Rodentia; Cricetidae.
AACCCGGAUCGGCGCGUCUAUCCGCGGCGGCUGCGCACGUCGCAGGCGCAGAUUCCGCCGACUCCGGCGGUCUCCGCUGCGCGGACGGGCACGGGCGCGGGCCCGCACGGUCCCCGCCCGGGUGCGGGAUGGCGGCCAGCCUGUGGAUGGGAGACCUGGAACCCUACAUGGAUGAGAACUUCAUCUCUAGAGCCUUUGCCACCAUGGGGGAGACCGUGAUGAGCGUCAAAAUUAUCCGAAACCGCCUCACUGGAAUCCCAGCUGGCUACUGCUUUGUGGAAUUUGCAGAUUUGGCCACAGCGGAGAAGUGUUUGCAUAAAAUUAAUGGGAAGCCCCUGCCAGGAGCCACACCUGCAAAACGUUUUAAACUGAAUUAUGCCACUUACGGGAAACAACCAGACAACAGCCCUGAGUACUCCCUCUUUGUCGGGGACCUGACCCCAGACGUGGAUGAUGGCAUGCUGUAUGAGUUCUUUGUCAAAGUCUACCCCUCCUGUCGGGGAGGCAAGGUGGUUUUGGACCAGACAGGCGUGUCUAAGGGCUAUGGUUUUGUGAAAUUCACAGAUGAAUUGGAACAGAAGCGAGCCUUGACGGAGUGCCAGGGAGCAGUGGGACUGGGGUCUAAACCUGUGCGGCUGAGUGUGGCCAUCCCUAAAGCGAGCCGUGUAAAGCCAGUUGAGUACAGCCAGAUGUACAGUUACAGCUACAACCAGUAUUACCAGCAAUACCAGAACUACUAUGCCCAGUGGGGCUACGACCAGAACACAGGCAGCUACAGCUACAGCUAUCCCCAGUAUGGCUACACACAGAGUACCAUGCAGACAUAUGAAGAGGUUGGGGAUGAUGCCCUGGAAGACCCAGCGCCACAGCUGGAUGUGACUGAGGCCAACAAGGAGUUCAUGGAACAAAGUGAGGAACUGUAUGAUGCACUGAUGGACUGUCACUGGCAGCCCCUGGACACUGUGUCCUCAGAGAUCCCUGCCGUGCUGUAGCCAGGACAUAUGGAUGGACUGUCAUCAGGGUUUUGUUUUGGGGUUUUUUUUUUUUUUUUGAAGCUUUUAUCUUUUUGAAAAUGGUUUAUAAGAUUUAAUAAUUUACCGUUUUCUGAGAUUGUGAGCCACUUCUCCACUUGUUAUAUUAUUAAGCCAUGGUGAAAGACAUGGAAGGGAAUUGUUCUAACAGGAGCUUGGUACAUCACGUGACAUUUCUAAAACCCUUAGCUGGAGUUCUAGAGAGAAGUGGCCUAGUGGCCAAGGGCACUUACUGUUCUCCCAGAGGUCCAAUUUCUGUUUCCAAGUCAGGCAGCUCUCCUACCCUGCAUGAGACUCCAACUACGAAGAACCCGAACAUCCACUUCUGUAGAUAACCCACAAACACAUUUAGAGACCACGCAGAUCAUUAAGACACGGGCUCGAUGCUUCUGAUUGUUCAUCAGUUUUCCAAGUAAAAGAGGUAAUUGUAGUGUAAA